UGUAGGUUAUAGCGUGUUGUGAUUUGCAGAUCGGCAAUUAUAAUUCGACGCGCUAUUUUUUUAGCCAAAAAGCAUUAAAACCACGUAGAUUUAAGAUUUUACUAAUGCAUCUAGUUAAAAUACGGUUAAUCUAACUAGUUUCAUUUCUUUAUUUUAAGUAAAUUCGAGCGUAACUGUGGGUAAACUUAUAACUAAACAUGAGUAGUGGAAAUUGGGGUAAUAGGAAGCCAUGGGGCGGUCGAGGUCGUGGGGGCUUCGGAGGCAGAGACCGAGGCUCCAGGGGAGGGGUCAACAAGAACUACAGGGGGCAUAAUUUUGGAAAUAACAGGGGUUUUCGUGGAGGCCGUCAGAAUGAUUAUGGCGGACGCGGACCGCCUCAACCGUUUCAGAACUAUGGAAAAACGCCGCGAGAUAUGCCUGGGAAGAGACUGUCGGAGGAGGAGAUUGGUGUUACUGAGUAUAUCAACGACCAUGAGGGAUUUUUAGGUGUGAUCAAGUCCAGAUACUCCGACUUCCAAGUGUCGGAGAUCAACCUCAAUGGUGAAAUAGCUAAGCUCACCAACACCAAACCUCCGCAACCCCCCGUAGACAAAGAUAUUGAGCAGGACGAGGAUCUGCUGUUGAACAAGUAUAAUGUGGAGAUCCUGCCGAUGGAUGAGUGGGACCGGAUCAAUAAACUGGCCAUGUCGGAAGCUAGUAGUGAGAAGGUUGAAAUAGACGUAACAGGCAUGUCCAAAGAGCAGCGGACCAAAAUCCAUGAUGCGGUGAAAAAGGCCUUCGGGAACAGUAUUGUCGGCAGCACCAUCGGAGAAGGUGACAAGAAGCUUGUACGGUUCGAAAGAUACAGAAAAGGAGGUUGGUUACCUACUGACAUAAACCCCUUCGCACGAGUUUCAACACAGGAUAUCAUGAGAGACCAGAAUAGAGAUUUUAGUGGUGUUUCCACACACAGCUAUGACAGAGCCGCCAGGCUAGCUAAUAGUAUGUGUAUUGGUGCUGUUUCGACAGUGCCAUACAAUCAUGAAAAUGCUCUGGCAAGAUCCCGUCUUUCCCACAGUGGUUUUUUCACUACAAUACCCUACGAUUUUACUCAACGGGACAGUUCUACUAUGCUCUCGCAUAAUUUUCAAAGUGUUGGUGGUGUUCCCACAAUGCCUUCUCUGUUUACACGACGAGGCAGUGUUUCUACACUAACCUCUGUCUUUACAAAUGAUGAAAGAAUGGCGCUAAGCCAUAGCCAAUCUAGUGGAAGUGUUGUUGGACCAGUGGCUUAUCCAAGCUCGGCGCAGGGUCUAAGCCGUACCCAGCUUGAUGGAAGAGUUGCUGGACCAGCUUGGAAAACUAACUCAGGCGCUCCGGGUCAUUCACUGAGUGAUAGUAAUCUUGAUGAAUCAGAGGCUUUGCCUACUGAUACUGAGUGUCAUGCUCACUCUAUAAUCAUAGAAGAUAGUAACGAUUCACCAGCAGUAUCUGAUGUAUCAGAGCAGACAGAACAAGACGCGAUAUCCGUACAAUUCGACGCUAAUUGGACUAUUCAGAAUCCCGGAAAUAAAACAAUAAAACGAGUGUCUGAACCUAUAAUUAAUGAAAAAAAGAAAAAGAAAAAUAGAAAACAGCGUCGAAAGGCUAGAGAACAAGCAAGACAAGCAAUAGAGAUGAACACAAUACCACUAUAUACCUGCCUACCAGAUGCUUCUAAAAACACAAAUUCAGUUCCAUACAAUACUCCUAAUAAAAAUGAAGAAAACCCGAAUAUAUCACGAAAAAGAACCACUGAGGAGGUCAUAUCUCCUGCUGAUCCUAAGAGGAACAAACUCAGUGCCAAAAAAAGGAAACAAGAGACAGUGUCGCAUAAAAGAGAUAACAUUGAUAAUAAUGUUGAGGCUAAGAGACAGAAAACAGAAACGACAGGAAAUAUAACGUAUGAAGAAGCUAUAAAGUUGGGUCUGAUAGUUUCCAUCACAACAUUAAAUGGACACUUUAGUCCUCAGCUUUCUGAAGAAUUUCAGCAAAAAAUACAAACGAGACUAAUGGAAGAAGCCAGGCAACCAAAUGCCAGUCCUGGCCCAAUAUUUAGAGGAAAGCCGAUCUAUUCCAACGGUGCUUUACGUCUUUGGUGUGAAGAUGAAACCACGCUAUCAUGGCUUAAACAUACCACCUCGACCAUAAACAUUUCUUCAGGAAAUAAAAUAAUUGUAAAGAGCCAAAGACAGGUUGAACCAAUGGUACGCUGUGGUAUAGUUUUACCUGGUAUUUGGGAUGACUUUAGUUUGGUAGCAAAAACAUUGAGGUAUCAGAAUGCUUGGGCAGAGGUCGAUCGUUGGAAACUGCAUAGGAUUGAAAAACAGGAGACCGAUACUUUUGCUGUUGUUUAUGUACCAGAGAUAUUGGUGAAAAAAAUUUUAGAGCACGGACGUCGCCUUGGCUUUAUGUUAGGUUCCGUAUAUAUAAAGUUUCAAGGUUCUAGAGGAAAGUAUUCUGAACUUCCGCCUCAAAAUGUUUUGCAGAAUAUGCAUAAACGUAUGGACAGUGCUAUAACCAACCAACAAUCCCAAACUUUGGAUAGGACUGACUCGAUUUUAGAAAAAGAUGUAGAAUUUGGAGAACAUUUGGAAAGUGAAAGAGAAGACUUUAUUAGACAUCACUCAGAAAGCGGAGACAAUACGCAGGCAACAUCAAUAGAAAGACAAAAAAAAAGAGAGGGAAUACCAAGAGAGGGUAUCCCAUUCUCUCAAUUAUAACUUCUAACAAGUAACCAAGACAACCUCCACCUUAAAAUGGCUUUAAUUUUGGUGGGGGUCUUAUACAGCCAUAUUGAUUUUAGAGCCAUGGAUCGGAACAGGCACAAUUAUUGGACAACGUGUAA
Messenger RNA from Cydia pomonella (codling moth), 2866 nucleotides. RefSeq names its product pseudouridylate synthase 7 homolog (gene Pus7). Bases 198 to 2741 code for a protein of 847 amino acids. NCBI's taxonomy places the organism in Eukaryota, Metazoa, Arthropoda, Insecta, Lepidoptera, Tortricidae. Gene Ontology annotation, molecular function: pseudouridine synthase activity; RNA binding. Gene Ontology annotation, cellular component: nucleus. The transcript is spliced from 4 exons. Gene Ontology annotation, biological process: pseudouridine synthesis. The record is from RefSeq and is a predicted model, not a curated record.